AUGAUUUCAUUUGUUUUUCUUUUUGCAAAGCUUGGUGCUGAUUCAAAUACACGUUCUGGUGGUAUUCUAUGUUCUGAUAUUUAUCUUGCAUGUUCAUUUGGUGAUCGAACAUUAACUAAAAUAUUAAUUGAAUGUGGUGGAUAUGUUAAUAUAUUAGAUCGUAAUGGAAAAACACCAUUAAUCUAUGCACUUGAAUAUCCUUCAUCAAAUUCGACAUUUGAUUUAAUUUCAUAUUUAAUUGAGCGUGAUGCACAAAUCAAUUUUAAAGAUCAAAAUGAUCGUAUUUUACAAACAAAAGAAGAAGACCAAAGAGAACGUGAAGAAGAGGAUAUAUCUGUGGAAAAUGCUAUUGAUUAUAAUAUACUUCGUUAUGCUCUUUCAUGUUUAUCAUAUAUAUCAUCAUUACAAUGUAUUGAAUAUAAAAAUCGUUUAUAUAUAAUUGAUUUAUUAAUUAAUCAAUAUAAAAUUGAUUCAUCAUUAUGUUAUGCAAUUAUUGGAAAUAAUUGUGAACGUAUAUUUAUUUUUUAUUCAUUAAUUCGACAACGAAAUGAUUUAGAAAAAUUUGCUUGGAAUAUAUUUAUAAAUAUUAAUUUAACAAAAGAAAUUUUUGAUAGUAUACAAAUUAUUAUGCAAAUUAUAUUUGUUUAUAGUCAUUAUUUUUCACAUAUUAUUUAUUUAUGUCAACGUUUUAAAAUUGAAAAUUAUUUAUCUCUUUUAAUAUAUUAUAUUGAACGAGUAACAUUAGAUGAAAAAUCUAAUCGAUUUUUAUCUACUUUUAUAUUUAAUUUAUAUUGA
Rotaria sordida is the source of this 795-nucleotide messenger RNA. Lineage: Eukaryota; Metazoa; Rotifera; Eurotatoria; Philodinida; Philodinidae. The record is from the annotation of a GenBank genome assembly.